Anolis carolinensis (green anole) is the source of this 5980-nucleotide messenger RNA. RefSeq names its product membrane anchored junction protein (gene majin). Lineage: Eukaryota; Metazoa; Chordata; Lepidosauria; Squamata; Anolidae. Gene Ontology annotation, molecular function: DNA binding. Bases 4845 to 5660 code for a protein of 271 amino acids. The transcript is spliced from 11 exons. Gene Ontology annotation, cellular component: nuclear inner membrane. The record is from RefSeq and is a predicted model, not a curated record. Gene Ontology annotation, biological process: meiotic attachment of telomere to nuclear envelope; homologous chromosome pairing at meiosis.
ACUCCCAGAAAUCCCAGUCAGUUUACCAGCUGUUAGGAUUACUGGGAGUUGAAGGCCAAAAUAUCUGGGGACUCCAACUUGAGAACUACUGUUCUAGGCCCGCCUCUCAACUCCUCCCAGUUCCACCUUCUGGUUGUCCCUCCCAGUUGCCACACUGAGCAUGUCCAAGAUUCUUCAGACUGAGUCCUAUUGUUUAUUGAGAAUUUGUGACUGUGUUAUCUUUAUCUGUUACUUCCCAAGCUGAAUUUAGCCUUGAUUUGAAUGAGUCCUGAAUGUCCCUUUGUUUGUGAUUGCUCACUCUUCACUUUUUCCUCUUCUCUUCUCCUGAUAUGUUGCCUGAACCAACAGCAAUCUAUUUCAAAAUGGCAAUUAAUACAGAUUUCAUUUUCUAACAAUUAAUAAAAAAAUAUGUUUCAGCAAGGGGCAACUUCAAUGUCAAAAAGGAAGAUGGAGGGAGCUGUUCUCCCCACCUUCUUCCUAGUCGCUCAGGGCCUUAUCUAUCCCAUUGAUGAGUGCAUGUAAUUGGGCAGUGGUGCCCAGUAUAAUCAAUGGGCAGUGGUGCCCAGUAUAAACAGUGGUCAGUGGUGCCCAGUAGCUAAGCCCCAAGUUUGGGACAGGGCAGAAUUCUAAGCAAUUUUCAUUCUUUCCAGGCUGAGAGAGGUUUGAAUUAAUCAUGGCUUCCACUGACCUAGCGUAAUCUCAGAUGACCCACGGCCACCCUCACGAGUCAGCAUUGCUUAAUUCAUGACUAAUGUGGACAUGCAGUUUUCAUUUUAGGCACAGCAUAGCGAAAUAGUAUGGGGUUCUGCUGCAGGAGAUGGACAAGGCAUUUUUAAAAGCACUUUGCAUCACAUUCCUGUUUGAAGAGUUUAAUGUGCAGUAAAAUUGCUUUUCCCUGAAAGCAAAUGCACUGGGGGAACAUAGCUGUGAUAUCAAAUCAUACAAGAGUGUAGGUUUUUUUGGGUUUUUUUUUUUUGAGCCAUUGUCUUAUAUGCAUGCUAAUUGAAAGUUCAUUUUCUAAAGGGAUGAUUUUUCCACAAUAACUAAUCCAAGUUGGCAGUGCAGAUUUCAUAAGAAAACAGGAUCCAUGAAAUACUCUCUCUCAUUCCCUGAAAGAUUGUACUUUAGUAUUGAAGUUAAUGCCCCCCACACUUUUUUCUUAUUUAGUGCGGGGCAACAAGAUAGUUACAGCAAUGUUAUAUUAUAAAUACCCAGUCAGACAACCCAUCAUCAUUUUUAUUUACUAUCAUUAGGCUAAAUUGGUUUCCUGGGAGAUGUCCUAGUUAAGUGGAUUUCCUGAUUAAGUGCAUCCCGCUUAACUGGAAUAGACUACCAGGACUGUUCACAGAUAUCCCUUGCUUGCGCUUCGUCCUCUUCUCUGUAUUUUAAAGUCAUUUUUGUCUCUUUCAGAGCUCUCACACACCAAUUAUUUUUUGGUGAUAUGGUGAGAAUGAAUGAAUGAAUUAUAUUUCCAAACUUGACUGUGUUUUGUUUCUAACAUUCCUCUUAGUAAGAAAUCUAUGGAAGGCAUGUGUAUAUGUUAUUGUUGAGAUGGUAACUCUGUGAUAUAAAUAAUAAUAUCAAAAUGGUAAAAAAGAGGAUGUCUUCAAAAUUAAAGCUUCGGGCCAAAAUAUGCUCAUUUUUGUGUAAAAUCCACUGAACUUUGUAAAAUUGGAGACUGGCUUUGUCUAGACAAGUUAUCUACUAUCUGUAGCCUUAUUCUGCCCCCUCCCCUUUUAUUGGUUUUUUUAUUGGUGUUGUUAUUUGUGGCAUCUAAUAAACAUGAACAUGAAACAGCUGUCCCCCUCCUGCUCUCCAAGUCUCCUGAAGGGCUGCUAUGUCGAUGUUAAAGCGUCCCAGCUCCCUUGCAAUGAUAGCAGUCCUGCGUUUGGGGCAUUCGCUGUCAGUGUUAUCCAACAGUGUCCGUACGUUCCAUUUUCCAAAGUUCAUUUCUCUUUUUUGGCCACAGAGUGGUGACCCCUCUGAACGAGGCAGUCCAGUCAGGGAUAACAGAGGCAGACUAUGUUUAGGGCACCUUUUCUAACCCCUUCCCUGUGUGGGGUGAGCAGAGCGGAUCCUAAAAAGGGCUGCUCAGUCAUGGAUACAGCUGCCGGACUACUCAACUGCCUCAGACCUUGAAGUAGAGCGACUGAGUCCAUAUCCACUACCCAUGUGCCAGUCUGUGACUAGGGGCUUCCAGAUUUCACAGUCCUGCCCCCGUCGCCACUCACUGAUCGCCCUGGGACUUUUGUUGAUUUGUUUUUAUUUCUUUUGGAAGACAUGAUUUUUUUAAUGUGUGGAGGUCAGUGCACGGCCGGUCAACACAUAGUGUUCACAGAGUGAGGUCCCAGCCAGUGGCAUGAUUAACAUGACAACGGUGGCUUCUCAGUCUGUUGCAGUCUUCUUCCGCCUUCACAGCCAUUGUAACAUAUACUAUGUUAUCCUCCGCCUGCUCCGCCGUUGAGGUCUUAGGGUCUUCGGAUUGUUCUUGGUCUGGAUCCUCCCCUGUGGCCCUUCCUGGGAGUGCAUGACUCCAGUGGUUGUGCCCGCAGGUUCAUUGGAACACGCAAGGCCCCUCACCACGGCAAGGUGACAAUCCAUCAAGGGAGAUCAUCAGAGUACAGUAAAUCAAAAGUAAUUGUAAGAGGGUGGGUGCAAAUAGGUGUAUCUGAUGUUAUUCAUGAAGUGAUGGCUAUUUACAACUGCUUUAGGACAAUGACCAAAUAAUGCAUGUGAAAAAAAUAAAUAUAUUGUAAUUAAAUAUGUGUAAAAAUAGUUAAAGAAAUGUAUGUAUCCCUGUGAUAAGCUUGCCAAAGGGUCUCCAUAGGUUGGAAAUAACUUGAAGGAUCACAACAACAAACAAACUGACAAUCUAGAAAGCAGAAUAUUGAAAUAAUAUGCCAUAUAAGUAAAAAGAUUAAUAGUUAUAGAAACAACUCUUCAUAGAGAACACUCAACCAAGCAUAUAAUGUGAUAACCCAGAGUGCAGGAAGAAAUCAAAACAUUUUUGACAGCUGGGAAAGUGACAAAAUAUGUCAGUAACGGCGGCAGCUGUUACUAUUCCUGGUUACAUUGCACAUAUGGCAUGUGGUUGGUGUUUUUAUCCAGAGCCUGUGCUGAUGCUGGAGCUUGCGGAAAGCUCACUGACAACUCCCAGGGAGUGUCCUCCUGUCCCAGCCUUAUGUUACUCUGCCAGGGCUUGUACAAAGGGGAAGACUCACAGAUCACAGUUCUGGAAUGCCUCUCAUUUGACUCAUAUGGCAUGAUGAAUGAAAGUGCAUAAUCCCAUGUCUCUCUUCUGAGUCUGCUUUCUUUGCGUGUGGCUUUUUGUCUCACUAGAAUUGCACAAGUGAAACCUACAUACAAUUCCCUGGUUCCAGCUGGGAAUGGGUAAAGAAGGGUGGCCAGGCUUUAUAGCCACCUCAGAUACAAAAGUCAGACUUGUUUCUCCAGAACUACUCUGUGAGAUUUGUCUUCCUGCUUGGACAUCCAGGAAAAACCGAAAGGUCUCUGAGACUUCAUCCUGCUUCCUUAUUGACCUAAUAGCCGGUCCUUUCUUCAGGAGUCAUGCUACAUGUUUUGGAGUAAAAAGAUCUGUUUCAUUUUUUAGUGUCUGCAAGUAAUGACUUAUUUUAUGUGAUUCUACUUUAAUUAUUAUUUAAUUAUAAGAUUUAUUUUCAAACCUUUCUUAUCUGUAUUAUAAAUUGAGAUGAAGAGUAACUCACUUACUUUGCAUCCAAAAGACUCCAAAUUCAACUCCUGCAAUUUCUAGAUAAAGCUGGAAAAUUACUGUAGUCCAAACUCUGUCAAAAAGCUGGGGCCAAUCUCCGUAGACAAUACCGACUUACGGUCUAUUUCAAUAAAAGGCAGUAUCUUACAUUUCUUAAUAUAAGAACAGAAAUGUCAUCAGAUCAUGUCUGUAGGACUCAAAUAUUAAGAUUUAUAAGAAUUUCACAUUUUUAUUUACAGUUAUUGGUUCAUGUUAUAUUCAGGACAAUAAGAGAACUUCAUCCCAUUUUAUUUUACGCCUGUGUCAGUUUUAUUAGAAUUGUUUCUACUUUAAUACUGUACUUUUCUAUUCAGAUUUAAAGAGGGAGAAUGAAGCCUGCACUUCCCAGAAGAGGGCGUUCUCAUCCUUGCUGCCAUUCCAGAUAUCGGUUUAGGAUUUGUGUGUAUGCUCAAUUGAAGCACUAGCUCAUUGGUGUUUGCAACUACACUAAAGUAGAUAUGAUGAAUAUGACAGUCUGCUUUAUAGUUAAUACCGUUCCAUAGGAUAUUCUGGCAGCUGCUAUUGAAGAUUUUGUGGCAGAAUCAGGAGUUAAAAAUAGUACUUUUAAGCCAUGUGGAAUGAGGAAUACCAUCUGUCUCUAAACCGUAGUGGUUGGAGUGUUUCAACCAAAAUAGCCAACCAGGACUCUGUAUAUGUGGCACAAUUCAGCAAUAACAUGUCAAGCUUUUCCAGACUUUUCUAAGAGCAAUAUCUUAAUUAUAUUUGAGAAAUCAUAAUUUUAUUAAUGUUAAGAUUUGGCAAAGAGAUAGAAUUUUUGAAUCUAAGCUAUAUGUUUAAACAAUCAGUGUUGCAUGUAGAAAAACAGUUUGAACAUUUGCAUGUGGGAGGAACAUUUAGACUCUUGUAUUUAUUUGUUUACUUUAUUUAUACCCUACCUUCCCUCCCAAGGAGACUCAAGACGGCUAUAUAUGAAUAGCUUAUAUGUGGCAAAAUCAUUUAUGUUAAAGAAAAGUCCAUCUGCAAUCCAUGAAAGGAGGCCAAGUGACAAAAAGUGCAUAUAGCAAAAGGGAAAAAAGUCUGGUUCAAUCACCUUUUUGAAGGUUGGAUUUCUGGAAUGAGAUCUUUGAAACCUUUUACAUAUCCAGUGCCAGAGACAAGAUUUCUUCAUGCUGGAGUAAAUGUGUAUAAAUUUAAGAUCAGAUAUGGUAACACAAUUAGUAUUAAUAACAACCUUCCUGAAAGUGUUGUCAAUGAAGAACUGCAGAAUGCCAUUCGAGUAAUAUUGGGAAAUAUUGAUAAUUUGUGCCCAUUUACCACUGAACACUUCACCAUAUUUCCAUAUUUAAACACAUGGGAAAAGGUGUCAGAUUUGAGAUUCAUGUAUGGCGAUAUAUUUCUUAUUCCUUAUCCAUUCGUCUGCACUAUCUAUGUUGAAUUAAAUUCAUGGAAACAAAAUGCAUUUGGAGAUAAAGCAGAAUACAGCAACGCAUAUAAUUGUGCCAACAUGUAUGGACCGAGAGAGCAUAUGAACAGAGAAAGAGCUGUUAAUCGGAGGAGACUGGAGAAUACAGUUGGAGUUUCACAAAUGCAACUCUAUGCAGAGAGAAACAUGUUGACAAAUGCAGCCCAUGUUAACAAGUCAAUCAAGACACGAAUUCAAGAAGACACGAUUGAUCCAAAACAGAACAGGCAGUAUUGUGAUUCUGCAAAUGUCGAUAAUGGUUAUGACAACAGAGGUUUGUGGGAAUGCAAGGGAUAUAUGAAAACUAAAAAGGCAGAAAACAGGCAGCGAGAAGAGCAAGAACCAAUCUUACAAAACGGAUCACAAGGAAACCCAGUGUUAAAAAAGGCAGGCUUUUUAGAGUUAUUGAAAAGUCUUUUUUCAGCAUUACUACAGCGCAUUUUUAGUGGAAUCCGUGAAGUCUUCUGAGGCACUGUCACUGAAAAUAUAUGGCAUAUCUUUACAAUGUUUCAUUAAACUGAUUUAAAUUAAUCCAGUUAUUUCAGAAUUUGAAGGUGCAUAAAGAUAUUAUAUAUACCUUUUGUGGUAUUGGAUUGUACUUGUUUUCAUUUUCUUUUUAACUGACAAAGAUUAAAUUAUACUUGAAUUAUUUUAAAAGCAUAUUCUGAUAUAUAUUGUCAUUAUUUAAAUUGUGAAAAAUAGUAUUUAAUCCAUACGUUUUUAGAAGAAGCUAAGUUAGCUUUUAAAUGAAGUUCUGUGCAUGAUCACAUUCAAAUAAAGUAUUUACU